This is a messenger RNA of Prunus dulcis (almond), 1807 nucleotides long. RefSeq names its product zinc finger protein VAR3, chloroplastic. Gene Ontology annotation, molecular function: mRNA binding. The transcript is spliced from 7 exons. The coding region runs from base 218 to 1483 and encodes 421 amino acids. NCBI's taxonomy places the organism in Eukaryota, Viridiplantae, Streptophyta, Magnoliopsida, Rosales, Rosaceae. The record is from RefSeq and is a predicted model, not a curated record. Gene Ontology annotation, cellular component: cytoplasm.
UUCUUCAUUCGGGGCUAAAAGAAAAAAAAAAUAUCUAUUCCCAGUAAUCUCCUCUCUCUUCAAUUUUUCUCUCUCUAAAACCCAGCAUCCGAACGUUCUCACUUUACAAAACCCUCUCCUUCUUCCUCUCAUACCAGUUACCCACAAAUUCUGAGCUCCACCGGCACACCAUUUCACCCACAAAACACAAUCCGAACAAAGAAGAAAAAGAAGGGAAAUGUCAGCUGCUUCAAAGCUCAUACGCUUUGGAACCGCAGCACUGUUCCAUGCUCCCAUAAGAACUAUAUCUGCGACCCCUUCACUUCGUUCUGUCAAACCCUUCGCUGCCUCACAAUCUCUGCGCUUCCCCAGGUACAGCUCUUCCUCCGCUGCAAUUGAAACUAUUGAUAGCGUCACCGCUAACAGCACAGAAGCGCCGCUGCUCCAUCCCUGGCCCGAGUGGGUGGCUUUUAUCGACCGCUUGAAGACCAAAGGUUACUUCACCGGAACCCAGCCGAGCGAGAGUGACGAUGUUUACACGGACAUGACUCAAAUAAAGGAUGCGUGCCUCAGCUUUGCUCGUGACCGCUACGAUGUUUUCAAAUCACUGUCUACGGAAGAUAUGCAAGCAGUUGUAGAGGGUGGAUGCCCCAAUCUUUUCCGAAAAGCUGUGAAUUCAGCAAAAAGAUUGAGAUUCUAUCUGAGACUAGAUGAAGGGGAUGUUUGUGGUGCUUGCAAUCUGCGAGGUUCCUGUGAUAGAGCGUAUGUGGUUCUUAAGGAAUCUGAAGCUGCGGCACGGACAGUGGAUAUAGUCCGAAUACUAUUGUUUCAUGCUCUGGAUCCACUUGUUAUUUCUGGGGGGGAGAAACCUCUUGGUAGAGACCUUCUAGAAACAUCUGCAAGGAAACUGCUUUCUGAGUUGCUUCAACUCAGUGAAACAGCUGUUGACCCAUCACUUCCAAAGCCUGCUGCCAAAGCUGAGAAAAAGUUAUCUGCAAGUAUGAUUGAUGAUGGACUAUCUCAAACUGUUGAAAUGAAGAGAGGAGAUUGGAUGUGUCCCAAAUGCAAUUUUAUGAACUUUGCUAAAAAUCUAAGAUGCCUACAAUGUAAAGAAGAUGGCCCAAAAAAAGCUGAUGCGGGUGAUCUUGAAAUGAAAAAGGGAGACUGGAUCUGCACUGAAUGCAAUUUCAUGAACUUCUCUAGAAAUAUACGCUGCCUAAAGUGCAAAGCUGAAGGGCCAAAGAGAGUCAGUACAGAUGCUGUUGAAAUGAAGAAAGGAGACUGGAACUGCCCAAAGUGCGCUUUCAUGAAUUUUGCAAGCAAUAGGAAGUGUUUGCGUUGUCAAGAGACACGGCCCAAGAAAAAUCCUACAGAUUGGGACUGUCCCUCAUGUAAUUUCUUGAAUUAUGGUAGAAACACAGUCUGCCUGAAAUGCAACUGUAAAUGCCCCAAGGAAGCAACUACUAGUGAGUACGAGGAGCAGAUGUGGAGGCACCCACGCUAGUAUAUUCUUAAUAAGCACAAAGACAUUGUUUUCUAUGGAAAUUUUCUGAGGUUGGUGCAGUGCAGGACAUAAUGACCCUUGGGCACGUGUAAUUCUAUCAGGCUGGUGAUUACAUAGGAGAGCACAUCUUGGGUGAAAUCAUGAGAUGUUUGCGGUUUCGUGCAUUCACAGAAAUACUGGAGGCUUCUACAAGCUACAUUUGGUCCUUCAUAAUAUUUUGCAUGUGUAAGGAAAGGUGUUCUAAACUCUGCUUACAUUAGCAGGAACAGUGUGUAACCAAUGAAUUUAUGGUUUCUAUGGAAAGUUUUGAGCUCUCAUUUAGAA